CGGACGAGGCUCGGGGCGCGCGGCAGCCGCCCCGCCGGGCGCUCCUCCUCGCGCCCAGGGGGCAGGGCCCGCAGAGGAGGGAGUGCGGGGCCCGCGGACUUCGUGGAGGCGUGCAGGCCCUGGCUCGACGUGGUCGCCCAGGCGAAUUUUGACCUCAACCGCGACACUCUCGUGUCGAGCGUCCAGCCGGAGUCGGUGCUGGGGUGCGCCCAGGAGUGCAUCCGGGCGUGCGGCCGGCCAGUGGACUGCGCCCUCCUGUGCUGUUCGGCGCUGCGGGUCACCGGCGAGGGCUUCAUCGACCGUGCGGAGCAGGCCCUGGGGGUGCCGGUGCUGACCUCCAAUCAGUGCCUGAUCUGGGAGAGCCUCCACGCCGCCGCCGGCAGCGAGGACACGGCCAUACAGAGGUCCGAGGUGGAGGCCGUGCGCGGCUACGGGCGGCUCUUCGCGCUGGGGCGGCCCGGCGAGGAGCCCGGCGGGAGGAGCGGGCAGCGCGGCGCCUGACGGCUGGACUGGCCCGGGAGACAGCUGGCGUCUCCGUCGGAGGAAGGAGGGAGGCGACACCACCACCACCACCAGCAGGUAUGCUUUUGAGGAGGUGGCGCGAGGGCGGCGGCCUGGGCCUUCUGAGAAGGCAGCCAGCUGCAGCGCACAUCAGUCAGGCACGCGCGCCGCCGCCUCGCUGCGGGCGCUCCCCCGCGCCGCCGCGGGCGGCGAGGGCGCAGUGGCCGCAGAGGUGCCGGCGGGGGCCGCGCGCGGUGCGGCGCCCGACGGUUGGGCCCGUGGCCUGUGUGCGGCGCUCCCGCAUCCUCCUCCCUCCU
Prorocentrum cordatum is the source of this 818-nucleotide messenger RNA. The record is from the annotation of a GenBank genome assembly. NCBI's taxonomy places the organism in Eukaryota, Dinophyceae, Prorocentrales, Prorocentraceae.